This is a messenger RNA of Xenopus laevis (African clawed frog), 2682 nucleotides long. It is a transcript of the gene aqp9.L, whose product is annotated as aquaporin 9 L homeolog. NCBI's taxonomy places the organism in Eukaryota, Metazoa, Chordata, Amphibia, Anura, Pipidae. Gene Ontology annotation, biological process: glycerol transmembrane transport; water transport; transmembrane transport. Bases 130 to 1047 code for a protein of 305 amino acids. The record is from RefSeq and is a predicted model, not a curated record. Gene Ontology annotation, cellular component: basolateral plasma membrane; membrane; plasma membrane. Gene Ontology annotation, molecular function: water channel activity; urea transmembrane transporter activity; channel activity. The transcript is spliced from 6 exons.
AGAACCAAUGACAGUGCAGGCACAGGACUUUCCUGGCACUAUAUGAAUCAGUCCUUUUAGUGCAGUAAUAGCUCGCGCCUUCCACGUGUGUAAAAUUUAUCUGAGAAGCCAAAACGGCAGAAAAAGAAGAUGUCUGAAACUGAAAGGAAAAGCUCCAAUUACAACAGUGUGACUAUGAAAGUCUACAGAAAGUUUAAGCAGAAAGUAGCUCUGAAGAACAGCCUAGCAAAAGAAACGCUUUCUGAGUUUUUCGCCACAUGUUUACUUAUAAUUCUUGGCUGUGGUUGUGUUGCAACGUCUGUCCUUAGCAAUAGAUCCUCAGAUGCCUACCUCACAAAUAACCUGGGCUUUGCAAUGGCAGUGACUAUAGCAGUUUAUGUCGCUGGAGGGGUCUCAGGUGGCCAUAUAAACCCGGCUGUCUCCUUUGCCAUGUGUUUAACAGGAAGACUAAAGUGGGCGAAGUUUCCUUUCUAUGUAAGUGCACAGUUUUUGGGUGCAAUAGCUGGAUCUGCAGCAGUUUUUGGCAUCUAUUAUGAUGCAAUUUAUAAUUACACAGGAGGGAUUCUUACAGUUGACGGUCCAAAUGCUACGGCAUACAUUUUUGCAACAUAUCCAAUGCCUUAUCUGUCAAUUUUGGGUGGUUUUGCAGAUCAGGUGACGUCUACUGCUCUCCUACUCAUUGGAGUAUUUGCAAUAUUUGACAACAAGAAUUUGGGAACACCCAAGGGGCUAGAACCAAUUGCAGUUGGUCUUCUUAUUUUGCUUUUAGGAUUGUCACUUGGAAUGAAUUCGGGAUGUGCAAUGAAUCCUGCAAGAGAUCUGGGACCAAGGAUCUUCACUGCUAUGGCUGGAUGGGGCAUGGAAGUAUUCACGUCUGGAAAUAACUGGUGGUGGGUUCCUGUCGUGGGGCCCAUGGUUGGAGCAGCCAUUGGUGCCUUCAUUUAUGUACUCUGUAUAGAAGCUCAUUACAGCAAUGACAUGGAAGAUACCCAUAACAGCCUGGAAGCAGAUCACUGUGAAAAACAGGAACUUACCAACAUGGCUUGAUGUGCCCACUUGGACUAAUUGAACCCUAUGUUUGGACUGGGAAUCAAAUACUGAAUUGUGGUGUUAUCACAACCACCUGCCAAAAUAAUCUAAUCUAAGGAAUACAACAUUUUACUGUGAUGAAGCACACGUAACAGCCACUAUAUUACCGGCUCAAUUUGAAAAGGAAAAUGUGCGCUUUUUUAAUGGCUUGUAUUUUAUAUUUUAUUCUUAGCCAUUAUUCCCGCAGAUAAAAGUACUGGGGCAUAAUCAUAUGACCUCUUAAUUGCUGGGACAUAAAUCCCAUGUGUUAAUGAAGCACUAAUGGACCAUACACUGGGUCAUGAAGGUGUAUGCAGGUGAUUGGUCUUGUUAUGCAUCAAUGCGUAAUAGGUGUGAUCAAUCAUCAGUACCAUUAAAAUAUGCUACCUGGUAAAAUGAUUUUACUGUCAGGGGCCAACAGUUUUACGUCUAUCAGAUAUUGUUCCCCAUCUAAAAGGAAAUGUUUUUUACAUUGCCAUUAAUUAUGCUGCUAGAGGGGGCAAACUAUGAAGCAAUAAACCCACUGUUCUUUGGAUUACUAGGAGCUGCCAAGCCAUUGAAUGGCCCAACCCUAAUUAGCUAUAUUUGAUGCAAAGAAUCUCUCUUCGAUGAAAAGUUUACAAAUGUACUUCUCUGCUUUCUAUAUAGCGCUAGCAAGUUAGUGAAUGCUGUGCUUUACACUGAUAUAUAACAAACACAGGGUCUUAGAAUAAUGUAACAAGAAGGGUUACAGAAUAUGAACUGGAUCAAAUUGCCCUCCUCAAAGAGCUUACAAUCUAAAUACUUUGACCGUCGUGCCCCUUUGAUUAUUCCUCUGGCAUUUUCAUGUCUUAGAGGUGAGUAAUAUUUAGAAGCCCACUUUAUACAACUCUUAGCCCCUUAAAAACAGCCCCACCCCUCAAAAAGUGUUAUUAAAACAAUAAAACAAAGGACUAGGGAGCACUUACUUAAACAUAACGCAUUACGGCCAUCUUCAGAUUGAAUGUACAAGUAGUCUGAGGACAUGGGUGAAGAGAUGAGCAGGUCUAUUGUGGCAGUAUAAAAAUGGGUGAAGUAAGUGUCAGAAAAGAGUAAAGAUAGAUCUUUUGGGCAGAAAUAGAAUUUAGUUGGACUUUGGUCUAGUGUAGAGUCUUUCAUUCAUAUACAGCCUAAGACUGCACAUUCUAAUGUAAUAACCAAUGAAUUGUAAUUGUCAUUUAAUGUGAUAGUAUGAUAGUAUUGUGCUUAGGCUAGUCUCACAUAGGGAGGUUUCUAGAAAUAUAAAAGAAGAAACAACCCAGGCACUCUUUCCUUCUGCAUUGACAGGCAUGAGCAGCCCAUCCACUCUUUCCAUCUGCAUUGACAGGCAUGGUUUUGGCCUGGGUGCAAACACCCACAUGUAUGCAUUUUUGUAUCAAAAUGUGUUCUGUGUGUCUGCACCCAGGCUGAAGCCAUGCAUGUCAAUUGAGACAGAGGACGAUCAUAGGAGAGUGGAACGGCUGCUUCUCAGCCUGCGGAUAGACAGCCACUGACCUUAGGGAACAUAGAACAGUUUUCAUUGGUUUUGUUACCACUAGAUCUCCGUUCUAGCAACAAUGUACCAGAAAAAUAAUAAAUACCAAGAAAAAGUAAAAA